Brassica napus (rape) is the source of this 2365-nucleotide messenger RNA. RefSeq names its product zinc finger MYM-type protein 1-like. NCBI's taxonomy places the organism in Eukaryota, Viridiplantae, Streptophyta, Magnoliopsida, Brassicales, Brassicaceae. The record is from RefSeq and is a predicted model, not a curated record. The transcript has a single exon. The coding region runs from base 804 to 2294 and encodes 496 amino acids.
GGAGAUGAUUGAGUAAACAAUAAACAUGUUUUGAGUUUUAUUAAUAAAGGGAAUGUUGUGUAGACCAAAACACGCAUAGACCAAACUUUCAUGUGAACAUGGUUGGGUUAAGAAAAGACAACAUAUAGAUUAAACUCAAGUAGGUUCCCUUGGGAUUUAGAUGUGGAGAUGAUGGAUGAUGACAGGGGCGAAGCUACCCAGUGGAAAGAGGGUGCACGUGCACACCCAAUUUUUUGAAAAUUUAAUGUUAACUGUUAUGAAUUUAUGAUUGUGCACCCUUAAAAAAUCUGUACCAAACCAUAAUGAAAAUAAAAAGAAAAAACAACUAAACCCAUUAAAGAUUAAAUUAACUCCAAAGCCCAAUUAUAUUCUCUACACUUUUUUUUUGUUAAACCCUAACUAUUCUUAGUUAUGUCUACGGCUGAUACAAAAUUUUAAUCUUCCAAGCUUCUUCUUAAACGUGAAACGUGCAAGUACAAAUCAUCAAAUCUAAUUGAGAGAGUUUUUUUUCUCUUGUCUACCAUACAAAACUGGUAAUUAAUUAAAUAUUAUUUAUGUUUAUGCAAUUAUGCUUUGAAUUGUUCAAUUGUUCCAACAAUGUCAAUGUCUAUGAUUAGUAAUUAUUUAAAUAUCAUCUGAAUUUUUGUUUCAGUCGUACAAGUCCAAGGUCAAAGAUAGAGGCUGUACUCUUGAUUAGAAUUGAUCGUUUACAGGUUUUACUUACUUAUAAUUUUUAUGAAUAAUAUUUUUGCUAGACCGUAUGUUUUUAUUUAUGUUAUGUUUUUGGUUUUGUAGAUUAAUCAAUGGAACGGUACUACAAACCAGCAUCAGUUUCACCAUCUGAUAACACCUUACCAUCUAAUGAUACUGAUGAUUUGCCGUGGGAUCCUGCUAAAAGAAAAAAUAUCAAGGAUUAUAAUGCAAAUCAAGUCGAUGAGGUAAGACGCAAGUACCUUCUUAGAGGCCCGUGUCAACCACUUGGUCAUAACUUUGAAAAGAGACUCAUAGGUGGUAAAAUGAGACGAUUCAAUCCAGCUUGGUUUGGUCUGUAUGGUAAUUGGCUAGAGUAUAGUGUAUCAGAGGAAAAAGCUUAUUGUUUGUGUUGCUACUUGUUUAGAGAUGAUGCGUAUCCUGGAUUUGUGAGGGAUGGAUUCUCGAAUUGGCAUAAGCCUGAUAGGUUAUCUUUCCAUGUAGGAGAGCUUAACAGUUCUCACAAUAAUGCUGUCAAGAAGUGUGAUGAUUUGAUGAAUCAAGGUCAAUCCAUAGUGCAUGCUAUGUAUAAGAAGACUAAUGCGAUGAAAAAUGAGUAUCGUAUCAGAUUAAAUGCUUCUGUUGAUGUUUCUAGAUACUUAUUGCGACAAGGAUUAGCUUUUCGAGGUCAUAGAGAAGGAGAAGAUUCUUCUAACAAAGGCAACUUUUUAGAACUUCUGAAAUACACAGCUGAUCACAAUGAUAUUAUAAGAAAAGUUGUUUUGGAGAAUGCUCCGGGAAAUAACAAGAUGGUUUCUUCAGAGAUUCAAAAGGACAUUGUAAACGCUUUUGCAGAAGAAGUGGUGAAAUCUGUUAUAGAAGAAAUUGAUAACGGAGUGUUUGGUCUAUUAGUAGAUGAAUCUGCUGAUGUGUCUGACAAAGAACAGAUGGCUGUUGUUUUUCGAUUUGUUGAUAAGAAAGGAGCAGUCAAAGAAAGGUUCGUUGGAGUUGUCCAUGUGAAAGAGACUUCUUCUUUAUCUUUGAAGCAUGCUAUUGAUGAGUUGUUUGCUAAGUAUGGACUGAGCUUAAAAAAAGUGAGAGGACAAGGUUAUGACGGAGCUAGUAAUAUGAAAGGAGAGUUCAAUGGGUUGCGAUCAUUGAUUACUAAAGAAAACAGCUCUGCAUAUUAUGUUCAUUGCUUUGCUCAUCAACUUCAGUUGGUUGUAGUGGCUGUUGCGAAAAAGAUAUUUGAGAUUGCUGAUUUCUUUGAUAUGGUUUCUAUGUUACUGAAUGUGGUUGGAGCUUCUUGCAAACGGAAAGAUAAAGUCCGGGAAAAUUAUCGAGACGAGAUAAAUGUUGGAAUUGCUAGUGGUGACAUUAACACUGGGAAAGGACAGAAUCAAGAAAUUUCUUUUCAAAGGCCUGGAACUACAAGGUGGGGUUCUCAUUAUAAAACGUUGUUGCGUUUGGUUGGGUUGUUUCUACUAUUAUUAAAGUUCUUGAGUAUAUCGAAGAGGAAGGCGCCGAUGAUUCUAAGAGAUGCCAGGCAUAUGGUCUUCUCAAGUAUGCUCAGACAUUUGAUUGUGUGUUCUAUAUGCAUCUGAUGUUACUUAUUUUGGGAAUAUGUGAGAAUCUAUCAAUGGCUUUGCAAAGCAAAAAUCAAGACAUUUUGAAU